Molecule: messenger RNA, 1859 nt
Organism: Pseudo-nitzschia multistriata
Lineage: Eukaryota; Bacillariophyta; Bacillariophyceae; Bacillariales; Bacillariaceae
Source: the annotation of a GenBank genome assembly
CCCUUCGGCAACAACCUCGUCGUACCGUAGCGGAAAGGCAGAGUGGAUUCUGAUGCACGCAUUCUCAUUCAUUGCCGAAACACGAAACAGAAAGACUCGUGCAGUACGGUAUGUACCGUACGGUUUCUCCCCCGACACAAGAACGAACCAUCCCACACUGCACCGUCCAAACCCUGCCCCACCCCAACGCAACGCACGCAACGACAACGGCCCGAGACGCUUUGACCAUGAGACCCGGUGUUGCGAGAAGCAUCGCCAGACGAGCAGCGAUUCCGAAUCCCCGGGCGGCGAUCCGGCCGAGAGGCCCGCUUCGGUCCCUUGCUACCACGAGCAAGAGCGAGAACGAAAGCGAAAGCGAAAACAGCGAGCCCUUCUACGGGAGCCCCCGGUCAACGACCGGCCCGCUCGGGAUCGCGGACCGCAUCGGGAUCGCUCUCCGCAGCGCCACCACGGCCCUUUCUGAUCCCACCCGCGCCGACGCCGUGGCCGCCCUGGGAGAGGUCACGGGGGAUUUCACCCUGCGCAGGAUCCGAGACCGCAUGGAGGCCGAUCCGACCGGCCGCAGGAUCCUCCGGGAGCGGCCCGUGGUGACCAAGGCGACCAUCCCCUACGAACGACUCGUCGCCGAGGCGCCCGAUCGCUUCGGGGGAAACGGCGGCGAAGACGACGAUGGCCUCACCUUUGGGCAGGUCUACGGUUCCUUCUUGAAAGAGCACGGGUUCGAUCCAGACGAGAGGGACGACGUGAGGUUCGUCGAGGACGACACCCUGGCGUACGUCAUGCUCCGGUACCGACAGGUAUGUGCGUCGCAAAACCGACCGAAACCAGGCGUAAAGGUAUCGGGACGACAUGGUGUAGCACGGCAUGGCAUGGAGCAAACGAUGAUGCUGUUUCUCGGUGCAGUCUAGUCACGUACAAUUAUACCAAUGGGUCCAAAUCCGUCUCAUUUUGCUUUGCUUGUUUCGAUUUGGUUCGUUCGCCAUCUCCUGCAUUCUUCUGUUCCGCUCCAUGCGAAAACAACCCACUGCCCGGUUGUCGCAUCGACGCCAGAACCAUGAUUUCUUUCACGCCAUCACGGGGCUUCCCCCGACGGUCCUGGGCGAGCUGGGACUGAAAUGGCUCGAGCUCUUUCAAACGGGCCUCCCCGUUGCGGCGCUGUCUUGCACGGUGGGCUCCCUCCGGCUGGACCCGCGGGAACGGGACGUCCUGGCCAAUUCCUAUCUCCCCUGGGCCGCGAGCCACCGGGCAGCCGUGGCGACCCGCGGCGGCGGCCAGCACGUGGCGCAGCUGCCGCCGCCCUUCCUGAUGAACGUCUACUACGAAAAAGAAUUCGACACGCCCAUCGGAGAGCUCCGGCGGAAACUCGGUCUGGCGCCCGCCCCGGCCCUCCGCGAAUGAAGGAAUGUAAGACGAAAGUUUCCACCGAGAGAGAGAAAUCGCAGCGCAUCGUUCCGGCACGAAUCGCCUCGGAUCGGCGCAGCGGUCUCGACCCCGGGCCCGACGGAAGAGGAAGGAAGAUCUUUUGUGUACUGCACUGUAGAUGCUCGGAUUUCAAAAUUUCGGCACGAGAAUUUCUGUCACUCGAAAAUCCAACAGCUUCGCUCUCUACGAAAGUAUCCGGUAGACACUCCGAAUCGACGAAAAAAGCCAUACUCGGGCGUCCGCACACAAAAUUGGUGCGUUCCGCGCCUUGUCAUCCCGUGAGAGGGCACGCACUCCGCUCUCCUCCACAUACAAUUUCUCGCCAUUAGUGAAUAGUGCGAGUACGUACGCACUGCACUAGUACUCAUGCAGUUCCACGGUGACGAAAAAUUACCCGUGUCUCGACCGCCGUUCUCCAAUACACUAUUCACAAACCA